GGCAAGUUCUCCACCAAUUGUUUCGGUCCUGAGAGGAGCUCGGCGGUCGGACCCCUCCCUCCUUCUAUCUCUCUCCCCUCUCUCUCCUCUGUCUCCCUUCCUCUCUCGCCCUCUCUCUCUCUCCUCCCCUUGUUGUGACAGAGCACACCUGCUUGAUCUUGGCUACACGCGCUCCGAGUCCAAUUACCCCAUAGGCCCUCGCAGCCACCUCGCAGUCUCUUCCCCCCACUCGGCUGGAUUUUUGGGAGUCAAGCUCAUCUCUGCUCUCUUUGCCUUGUUUCUGCUGAGAACAGGCUCCCUGCUAGCAGCACCAUGAGGUCAGCCUGUCUCUCUCUGCUCCUGGUCACUGCCUGCUGGGCUCUGCCCUUCCGCCAGUCCGGCUUCCUAGACUUCAUGAUGGAGGAUGAGGCGGGAUCAGGUCUGCCUGAAACGACUACAGAUUUAGGCCUCCCUUCCAUCCCUGAAGGACCCAAGUGCCCAUUCAGAUGCCAGUGCCACCUGCGUGUGAUCCAGUGCUCUGACCUCGGUCUGAAGGCAGUUCCUGGGGACAUCCCAGACGACACCACCCUGCUGGACCUGCAGAACAACAAGAUCACUGAGAUCAAGGAGAACGACUUCAAGAACCUCAAAGGACUGCAUGCUCUGAUCCUGGUGAACAACAAAAUCACUAUCAUCCACGCCAAGGCCCUCAGCCCUCUGACCAAGCUGCAGCGUCUCUACCUGUCCAAGAACAUGCUCAAGGACAUCCCAGCCAACAUGCCCAAGAGCCUGCAGGAGCUGCGCAUCCAUGAGAACGAAAUCACCAAGAUCAAGAAGGCCUCCUUCCAGGGCAUGUCCCAUGUCAUCGUCAUGGAGCUUGGGUCCAACCCUCUGAAGACCGCAGGAAUCGACGCCGGUGCUUUUGCUGACCUGAAAAGGGUCUCUUACAUUCGUAUUGCAGACACUAACAUUACAGAUAUCCCCAAAGGUCUGCCCAGCUCUCUCUCUGAGCUCCACCUGGAUGGAAACAAGAUCACCAAAGUGACAGCCAACAACCUCCAGGGCCUGAAGAACCUGGCCAAGCUGGGUCUGAGCUUCAAUGAGAUCAGCUCUGUGGAGAACGGCACGCUGGCUAACGUCCCCCACCUGCGAGAGCUGCACCUCGACAACAACGCUCUGACCAGCGUGCCUCCUGGCCUGUCCGACCACAAGUACAUCCAGGUGGUCUACCUCCAUGCCAACAAGAUUGCUGCUGUGGGAACAGGGGACUUCUGUCCUCCCGGCCUCAACAGCAAGAAGGCCAUGUACUCUGGCAUCAGCCUGUUCAGCAACCCUGUGCCUUACUGGGAAGUUCAGCCAAUCACCUUCCGCUGCGUCUUCGACCGUUCCGCCAUCCAGCUCGGAAACUACAGGAAGAAGUAGAGCGUCCUGCCCGCCCUCUGCGAGGAAGUGUGUGUUUGUAAAUGAGUGUGUGAAAGUUUUGUAAGCGUGCGUGUUUGACCGCAGCCCCACAACACUGACCCCUACCGACACUGCCUCCCCACAAACGAUGAUGUCAUUAAUCCACGCACUCAUUUCAAAACCUUAGUGGACAUGGACCUGAAACACAACAUAUCAUAUUCACUAUUUAGCUUCAAGGUUGGUGCAACAGUAGUACACACAGCUUACAGCAAACACCAGCAUACCAUGGUGAUGCUCUCUCACACACAGCACAUCGUUCAUAGAAGAAGUUUCGCAUUGUUGUGCAUAAUACGGGCAAUUCAUUCAGUGGGCAAAUUGAAAUUCAGAGGCGAUCCCUAACCAAAAAGAUCUGACAUCUCACUCAGUGGAAAAUGUUUUAAAUCCCAGUUUGGUAAAACUUCUCAACCUUUAGCCAUUGUGUGAAUUCUAAGGAGCUGGCCUGUAGAGCAGGCAGCAAGGGGUUAACUUGUGUUUUACAAUACCUUUAACAACUGGUAUACUAGAAUGUACUAGAUAUUACCUGUGUACUAGGAAUAGCAUUCAGAGUGUAACAUUACCACGCUGCACUCCUUGAAAGAACUCUGAGUUUCUAUUUGUAUUGUAUUCAAUUCAAGUAGAGAUAAAAGCAACCGUGACUUCUAUCACAUUGUGAUUUCUUGUGCUUACUUCAGUGUGGAUUAAGUUCUGGGUGUUUUGACACUUUUUCUUCGUCACAUUUCAUCCCUUGUUCCACUCCUAGUGUAUGUUGCUCCAUAAAACCAAGGUGAAAAUAGCGUCUAAAAAAAUGUAGAAUAAACCAUAUAUGUUUUAAACAGAAGCCAUUCCCAAAGAUUUAUAUGCAUGCUCUUAUUUUUUUUUUCCUUUCAACUUGAACCUGGUGCUUUCUGGAAUCUCUUGUUAAUGCGUGUAUGUAUUUCUCUUCAUGUUUCCCUGCCCUUUAUUUCCUUUUUUUAAAGAUUCAAGAAAAAUUGGAGGGUGUAUGUGGAUUGGCAUGCCCACUGCAACCAUGUUGGUGUGAAUGUUGUAUGUAUAGACGCUGUAUAUAAAUGCUGUAUAAAACCUCUCAUUGCUUAAAGGCACAAGCACUUACCAUAGCUCAGACUUAAUAUAUCAGCUACAAAGGUGUUCCUCUUUUUUUCCGGAGCAGGGGCUCCAGCUAAGGUGUCCUGAACAAAAUAAAAAUACUAAUGGAAAAAGUAGCCGUUUUUGAUGGA
Messenger RNA from Chelmon rostratus (copperband butterflyfish), 2654 nucleotides. RefSeq names its product decorin (gene dcn). Gene Ontology annotation, molecular function: protein binding. The record is from RefSeq and is a predicted model, not a curated record. Bases 313 to 1401 code for a protein of 362 amino acids. The transcript is spliced from 8 exons. NCBI's taxonomy places the organism in Eukaryota, Metazoa, Chordata, Actinopteri, Chaetodontiformes, Chaetodontidae.